ACCUGAGGAACGUCUUCGUUUUUUCUUUCCAAAAUCCUACAAUUUUCUCCUCUCGUAAUUCUUACUCUCGCCAAUAUUUUUUCCCCGUCAAGUCAUUGAGAGAUUCAGUUCGAGAGUGAGACCAAAACCUAAACAUGUCUGGAACCGAAAUGGGAAGCAGGGAGCAAUUCUCGCUUGGGAUGCACAGUCUCCAACAUCAGCAUCAGCAUCAGCAUCAGCAUCAACCUCAACUUCAUCAAAACAUGCGAUUGGACUAUGCUGCUGAUGGCACCGCUGUUUACGCUGCCAGUACUGUUAACAUGAACGGUGGAGAAUCCUCUGCUGCAGCAGUGCCCCAGGGACUAGGCCUGGGCCAGGGCCAGGGCCAGGUCCAGGUCCCGGCCAUGAUGGGUGGUUCUUCAGAAACACUGAAGAGAAAGAGGGGUAGGCCCAGGAAAUAUGGGCCUGAUGGUACCAUGUCGUUGUCCUUGACGACUACCCCUCCUCCUGCUUCUUCGGCCGCCGUGCCCGUUAGCCACUCUGGUGGGCAGUUUCCACCUGCUUCUGCUUCUGAUUCUGCCUCACCUGGUUCCUUGAAGCGUAGAGGCAGACCUCGUGGCUCUCUCAAUAAGAAUCCCUCAAAGUCUUCUUACGGGUCAGGAGCUACAUUUACACCACAUGUCAUUACUGUGAAAGCUGGAGAGGACUUGUCAUCCAGAAUUAUGGCACUUUCUGAGAAUGAUUCAAGGCAUGUUUGCAUCUUAACAGCAAAUGGAGCCAUAUCCAAUGUUACACUUCGGCAACCCUCCACAACUGGUGGAACUGUGACUUACGAGGGGCGAUUUGAGAUCCUGUCACUUGGUGGUUCAUUGUUUAUUGCUGAAAAUGGUGGGCAGUGCAGCCGCGUAGGUGGACUGAGUGUGUCCUUGUCAGGGCCAGAUGGCCGUGUAUUGGGUGGUGGAGUUGCAGGUCUUCUGAUAGCUGCAUCCCCUGUUCAGGUAGUUUUGGCAAGCUUCGUCUCAGAUGGUCGCAAGGCAUCCAAGUCUGCAAAGCGGAUGGGAAAUGUAUCUGCUCCCCCAAAGGCUUCCACAGCAGGCCAAAGCAGCUCGCCAUCACGUGGCACUGUUAGUGAGUCAUCGGGUGGGCCUGGAAGCCCGCUAAACCAAAGCACAGGAGCUUGCAAUAACAAUAACCCAGCACAAGGCUUUUCAGGCAUGCCUUGGAAGUAAAGCUCUAAUCCUGUUGCUACAUUUUGUUGUAGGUUUGGCACUUAUUAUGUUAUCACUUGUGUGUCUCUUUCAUGCUCCAAGUAUUGGGAGACUCACAUGUAACAUUAGCUCUGUGUUAUAUUAGUUCUAGAAAUAACAUUUUAAGGGAUACAUUGUGUGGUCUCUUAGCUUAAUUUCGUUUGAUAUUGCGAAAGAUUUGUCCUUAGUCCUUGUUCGCUUGGGUGAUGCAAGAGGUUCAGACAGGAUCGGGUUGUGAUGUAGGAGCAUGUAGGAUCAUGAGAUGGCGGAGACUUUGUCAUCCGUAAAUUGUAAUUUGUUGUUUACUGUCGGUCUCGUGCCGAAACUUUCUCCUUGUUACCCAGUUCUUGGGGUCGUAAUUACUAAUCUAUUUAGACUUUA
This is a messenger RNA of Abrus precatorius (Indian licorice), 1607 nucleotides long. Its product is annotated as AT-hook motif nuclear-localized protein 10. The transcript is spliced from 6 exons. Bases 135 to 1208 code for a protein of 357 amino acids. Gene Ontology annotation, molecular function: minor groove of adenine-thymine-rich DNA binding. The record is from RefSeq and is a predicted model, not a curated record. Lineage: Eukaryota; Viridiplantae; Streptophyta; Magnoliopsida; Fabales; Fabaceae.